Pygocentrus nattereri (red-bellied piranha) is the source of this 2396-nucleotide messenger RNA. RefSeq names its product leiomodin 2 (cardiac) b (gene lmod2b). Gene Ontology annotation, cellular component: myofibril; membrane; striated muscle thin filament. Gene Ontology annotation, molecular function: tropomyosin binding; histamine receptor activity. Gene Ontology annotation, biological process: myofibril assembly; G protein-coupled receptor signaling pathway; muscle contraction. The record is from RefSeq and is a predicted model, not a curated record. The transcript has 3 exons. NCBI's taxonomy places the organism in Eukaryota, Metazoa, Chordata, Actinopteri, Characiformes, Serrasalmidae. The coding region runs from base 190 to 1884 and encodes 564 amino acids.
CAACGGCAUCACAGCCCAGAGCUUUGCUGCACGCCUCUUCUGAUCCCACUCUUAAAAGCUCGUCCAUCUGCUGGCCGCUGUAGACCAUCAGACACCCCCAUCCUGACACUGUCCCCCACACCGGUCACCUCCAGCCCUGGUCUCAGGAGCCACAGAGAGGACAGCUCUACUCCGAGAGCUACGGAAGCCAUGAGCACCUUCGGCUACCGGCGGGAGCUCAGCAAGUACGAGGAUCUGGACGAAGAUGAGCUGCUGGCCUCGCUGACCCCCGAGGAGCUCCGGGAGCUGGAGAAGGAGCUGGCCGAUAUUGACCCGGACGAGAACGUCCCUAUCGGACUAAGACAGAGGGACCAGACGCCUAAAACUCCCACGGGCACCUUCAGCCGAGAGGCUCUCCUCAAAUACUGGGAGAACGAGUCACGCAAGCUUCUCGAGGGUGAACGGACGGGGUCCUCAAGCCACCAGGAUGGAGAGAAUAAUGAGAAAGAGGAAUCGGAGGAGGAGAAGGAAGCUGCUGAGGAGAACGAAAAGGGAGAAUCUCAAGACUGUGUACGUGCAGAAGAUGAGGAGGAGGAUAGUGAAGUGGAGGACCCUGUGACAGAAGACGAGGAGGACGAAGAUGAGGAGGACGAAGAUGAGGAUGAAGAUGAAGAAGAAGAGGAGGAGGAUGAAGAACAAGAGGAACAUUCCAAAAAGGAGAACGUCGUGGAGCAACGUGCUCCUCCGUACACCCUGCAAAAUGGUCACUCUACGCUCAAACCGGAGGAGCCUGUGAGGAGAAGUUCACCGCUGGACCCGAGUUUUAGAGCUCAGGAGUCCAGCCAGCUGUCCGGAAACCCCACGGUAGUAGACGAGGCUCUGGAGAAGAUCCUCAGCGAUGACCCUGACACUGCCGAGGUCAACCUCAACAAUAUCGACAACAUCUCUCAGGAAACCCUGAUCCACUUUGCGGAAUCUCUGCGCUCCAACACGCACGUGCGCAUCUUCAGCUUGGCCAACACGCACGCGGACGACCAGGUGGCCUUCGCCAUCGCCAAGAUGCUGAGGGAGAACCUCCACAUCACCAACCUGAACAUCGAGUCCAACUUUGUGACGGGGAAGGGCAUCUUGGCGCUGGUGCAAGCCCUCACCCGCAACAGCACGCUGACGGAGCUGCGCUUCCACAACCAGCGCCACAUCCUGGGUGGGCAGGUGGAGAUGGAGAUGGUGAAGCUGCUGAAGGAGAACACCACGCUGCUCAAGCUGGGCUACCAGUUCGACCUGCCGGGCCCGCGCAUGAGCAUGACCGGCAUCCUGACCCGCAACCAGGACAGACAGAGGCAGAAGAGGAUGCAGGAGCAGCGUCAGCAGCAAGGGGGCGCCGCCACUCCCAUCAAUCCACGUACCAGCGCCCUGCAGAAGAGCACGCCGACCUCGUCGCCUUAUGGUUCUCCUCGGAGUUCUCCGUGGUCCUCCCCGAAGCCGGUGAAGAAAAGCACCCCUCCUUUGCUAGCGCCACCUCCCCCGCCCCCUCCACCACCUCCACCCCCACCUCCUCCGCCUCCCCCACCUCCACCCAAAGCCCUGAAAGUAACCCCCGAGAAGAAAGCCCCCACCCGAAACAUCGCAGAGGUCAUCAAGCUCCAAGAAGCCAGCGCCAACAAGAAGCAGCAGCAGACUCAGGGCAAGCCCAAGACCAAGAAAGGGAAGAAGAGGCCGCCCAAGGAGAACGAGACCGAGAGCAUCCUGAAGGAGCUGAAGAACGCCCUGAGGCCCAUCGCCGACAGAGAGACCUCCAGGCCGUCCACGCCGAUGCGCUCGGCUCACGACGAACUCAUGGCCGCCAUCCGGGCGAGCAGCAUCAGGUCUCUCAAACAGGUGGAAGUUCCUCAGUAUCUUCGGUAAUAAAGCCAAAAGACUUUGGACUCAGAACAUGAAGGAUGUCCAGGUUGAUGUAUCGUCUCCGGAGAUCCUUCCACAGCUCUGUGGCCGUAUCUCCGUGUCGCUGUGGUGGCUCCACACUGGCAGUGCAAGCGUGAUUACUUGAUGUUAAUAACGAGAACGUUCACUUUUCCACUGUUUCUCCUGAGCGGCGACAGUUUGUAAACACGUGUCUCCCAGUCUGUCCUUCGUUCCAGAAGCAGACUGCUGAUGAAUGAUUCCAAAAUGAAUUGGAAAGACGUCUGGUUCCAUUGACUUACAUUAUAAUUAAAGUAUGUUUUUUCCUUCUGUAAAGUUACUAUUUUGGAGAUACAAGGUUUUCUUCACUGACCGCAGGGUUUCCUGCCAUCUAUUCAGCAUACUGAUCAAUCAUAACAUUAUUUGAAGGUUAAUUUAUAUUUCUAUUAUAUAUUGCUUUCUGUAUAAAUGUAAAUAUGUGCUUUGAUGUGAAAAAAAUUAAAAAUCUUCAUGAAGGC